AUACUUUCACGCUCUCAACUAAAUCAAUUAUACAAUUUAGCAAUAUGCCUUCUUCCACUGAUAUUAGUAUGUGUCUUAUUUCUCUUUUUGCCUUCACUUUCUUCCUCCAAGCACCAGCUGAAGUUGCAGCUGACCCACUCGGCUAUUCAUGCAUAAACCCUCAAAACUUUACGACUGGAACUCCCUAUGAACUCAACCUCAACAAACUCACAGGCCUUCUCGACUACCUAACACAACCCUCAGGCUAUGCUCAAGCUUCCGUAGGCCAGGCAUACGGGCUUGGUUUAUGUCGAGGGGAUGUGUCUUCAUUUGACUGUCUGACUUGCAUCACGGAAGCUGGUAUUGAGGCCCGCAAACUUUGUUCAGGAAACAAAGGGGCUGUUAUAUGGUACGACUAUUGCAUGUUCAAAUACCUCGAUCAAAAUUUCUUUGGUCAGAUCGACAAUGGUGUUGCAAUUUUUCUUUUGAAUGUCAACAAUGCAACUAAUAAUCAGACGCUGUUUAAGCAGAGAAACAGUGAGUUAUUGGAUAAGUUAUCAGAAGAGGCUUCUAUUAGUUCAAAACAUUACGCAAGAGGGGAGAUAGUCGUUGAUGUGAAUACUACAAUUUACGGUUUAGCUCAAUGUACAAGAGAUCUGUCAAGCUAUGACUGUAAGAAGUGCCUGGAUGGCCAAAUUUAUAGCGAUUUACCCCUGGAAAGGAUAGGUGGGAGAGUUCUUGGUGGAAGUUGUAAUGUAGGGUUUGAGGUGUACCCGUUUUUGAAGCUCUGAAGGCUUCAAAAAGGAUUUCAAGAAAAUCAGGAUCUCUGUUAUUAUUAUCAUUUUCUUUUAUAGUAUGAAUAUGUUAUCUUUACACAUUACAACAGAAUCUUGGAGAAUAAUGAGAAGUUUUUACUGUCGGGGCCUGAAUUUAAGAAUAUUUGACCAUCAAUUUAGCACUCUUGAAUUCUUGAUGGUGAUAGUACUUGUAAUUUUAUCUCAUUCUGGAUUUGAUUUAAUUUAUUAUCUGUUUGCUUUUUUGUUUAUACAAAAACAGUGU
This is a messenger RNA of Daucus carota subsp. sativus, 1038 nucleotides long. Its product is annotated as cysteine-rich repeat secretory protein 38. The transcript has a single exon. The coding region runs from base 45 to 770 and encodes 241 amino acids. NCBI's taxonomy places the organism in Eukaryota, Viridiplantae, Streptophyta, Magnoliopsida, Apiales, Apiaceae. The record is from RefSeq and is a predicted model, not a curated record.